AUGACAUUUUUUUUUAAAUAAAUUAAUAAUAUAUCUGCUGACACUCUCCCUGUAUUUUUUGUAUCACCCACAUUAGGUUGUUAUUUUGAAAUGGCUUUAUUCUAUUUACUCAAUAUCCACUCUUUAACCUGCUGCAACACUCAGCUCCAGUAUAACUCACAGCACCAAUAUGGUUCCCUUCCCCCUCCUCCUCCUGCUCUUCGUCCUCCUCAACCCAUUCGCCUCCGUUUCCGGUGUCGGAAUAAACUACGGCACCCUCGGGAGCAAUCUCCCUUCGCCCAAGAAGGUGGCUCAGCUCCUCCAAUCCACCCUCUUCGACAAAGUCAAAAUCUACGACUCUAACCCCGAAAUCCUUGAGGCCUUCUCCAACACCGGCCUCGACCUCAUCGUUGCCGUGGAAAACUCCCACGUCCCCAACAUAAGUGCUGCCUCCUCCGCCGCAGAUGAGUGGCUCACCACCCGCGUCCUCCCCUUCAUCCCUGCCACCUCCGUCGUCGCAAUCGUCAUCGGCAACGAGUAUUUGACGACGGACCCGGACCACACUGACCCGACCGCGCUCGUCCGGGCUAUGCAAAACAUGCACGCGGCCCUCAGGGACCGGGGGCUCGACCGUAAAAUCAAGGUCACCACCCCACAUAGCAUGGCGGUGCUUGCCUCCUCAUUUCCGCCCUCUACCUCCACCUUCGCCACCACCCUACUCCCGACCAUGACCGAUAUCAUCAACUUCUUGGCCAGCACCGGUGCACCCUUCAUGGUCAAUGCGUAUCCCUACUUCGCGUAUCGAGAUAACCCUAAAACCAUCGAUCUCAGGUACGCGAUGCUGGGAAACGCGACUGGAGUGCACGACCGCAAAGGAGUAGUGUACACCAACAUGCUAGACGCGCAAGUUGAUGCGAUCCGAUACGCAAUCGCAUCGCUAGGGUUUGGGAACCAGACAAUCCCCGUUACGGUGUCGGAGUCGGGGUGGCCCUCGAAGGGUGACCCCACUGACACUGUAGCAACCCCGCAGAACGCCGAGACGUAUAACACGAGGCUAAUAGAACGGGCCAAGUCCAACAAGGGGACGCCCAUGAGGCCCAAUGAGGGUGUGGAGGUGUUUGUGUUUGCUCUGUUCAAUGAGAACAAGAAAAAUGGGGGUACGAGCGAGAGGAACUUUGGGCUUUUUAAUGGGGAUGGGUCGAAGGUGUACGAUUUGGACCUGAGCUGCCAGUUUUGUAGUGGGGGAAAGUUUGGGCUGGGCCAGAAGGAGCCCGGAAACGGUGGAAUGGGUCCGUCGGUAUGGUGUUUGGCGAAGCCGCACGCGGACGAGCGCGUGAUGCAGGAGGUGCUGGACUUCUGUUGUGGGGCGGGGGGAGUGGACUGCAGGGAGAUUUACGAGAGCGGGAGCUGCUACGAGCCCAGCAAGGUUCACGCGCACGCAUCGUACGCCAUGAACGCGUACUACCACAUGCACGGGAGGAACUAUUGGAACUGCGACUUCAAGGGCACCGGCCUCGUGACCUUCACGGAUCCAAGUUAUGGGACAUGCGGGUAUCGUCGGCAGUGACUCAACUCGAGCAAGCCAGGCGAAAAAAGAGUAAAAGAGCCAACCCAUUAUUUCUAUGUGUUAGUCGAAAGCUCAAAAGAUCUCGGACAUAUUAUUUCGAAAGAGAUCGAUGAAUUAAGGACAGAUCGAAUUAAUGUGAUUAUUAUUGACAGCUCUUUUGUACCUUAUGCCUUCUUUGCUUAAUUAAUUAAUUAAUUAAUUAAUUAAUUAUGCAGUCGCUGUUCUUAAUCAGAGUCUAAGCAAAUUUAUAAAUUAACUAA
This is a messenger RNA of Malania oleifera, 1806 nucleotides long. RefSeq names its product glucan endo-1,3-beta-glucosidase 12-like. Gene Ontology annotation, molecular function: hydrolase activity, hydrolyzing O-glycosyl compounds. Gene Ontology annotation, cellular component: plasma membrane. The record is from RefSeq and is a predicted model, not a curated record. The transcript has 2 exons. Gene Ontology annotation, biological process: carbohydrate metabolic process. Lineage: Eukaryota; Viridiplantae; Streptophyta; Magnoliopsida; Santalales; Ximeniaceae. Bases 170 to 1546 code for a protein of 458 amino acids.